Messenger RNA from Racocetra persica, 378 nucleotides. The record is from the annotation of a GenBank genome assembly. Lineage: Eukaryota; Fungi; Glomeromycota; Glomeromycetes; Diversisporales; Gigasporaceae.
AUGUCUUCUUCCCUUGUUACUGAAACUCAAUGGAGAAUUUACCCUUACCCUUCACCAAGAGAUGUUUAUUCUAAACUAUUUAUUCCACCUUCUAACGAUAUGACUUUGAUUUAUAAUAUUAUCGAUAACAAGGAAGUGAAUGAAGAUGAGGCAGAAUUGAUUGAUGAUGUUAGUGAUGAAGAGAAAAGUUCAGAUGAAGACAAUGAUAAAGAGAAAAAGUCAGAUGAAGACAAUGAUAAAGAGGAAAAAUCAGAUGAAGACAAUGCGGAAUUGACUAAUAAUAUUAGUGAUAAGGAAGCAUCAUUUAUAAUGUCGAAAUUAGAAGAAAGAUUGGAUGAAGAUAAUAUGAAAUUGAUCUAUGAUGUUAGUGAUAAAGAG